GAAGGCAGCUGAAAAGAACAUAUUACCAGCACAAUCAGAUUCCAGGGUUAAAAAUGGAGCUGAAUGGUGAAUACCACAAGUGAUUUGGUUUCCCUUGCUGUCCUCCUUCCAUAUGAAGCCAGCCAGCCAGCCUCCGAGUUCCUGUAGAAGGUGAAACAUUCCCCGGCUUUCUUAGGAACCAGCGUCCUGAAAGAUUUACCUGUCAGAACCAAGUGCGGUAAUAGGACAGCCAUAAAAAGGGCACCAGAUUCCAGCAGUGGCCAUGCUCACUCAAUUCUGCCACUCGGCUUCUCCUCCUCUUCCUACCGACUCGGGUGGAGAAGAGUUCUCCUCUUUUCUUCGGUUUCUUGGUUCUUGGUUUGUUGUCGUUGGUUACUCUGGAUUUGAUGGAAUUGUUGGACCGGUUCUUCUGUGACAUGAGCGUCUGAGAAGAAUCAAGUUCGACGUGCCUUGCUGCAACUGUUUGCAGGCCGAGAUGUGCUUUCCACGCUGUUCCACGUUCUAGCUAUUGGAAUCCAUGUCCGACAUGAAGCCUUCCCGUAGUGCCAGUUGAUGGUCAUGAAAGGGCUCGUCGUUGCAUCUCCUGGUUCCGCCGAAGCCCGGCACCGGUCGUCUGCAAUGGAUGAUGACACAGGCAAAAGAAAAUCUCAGAAAGUUUUCAGAGUAGACAAGUGCAAGAUCCUGUUUUCGGAGAGGAGCUCAAACUGCAAGUUCGAGUCUUUGAAACUCGCGUUGAUCAUCGUUACAUGUUGCACGAUUCUAACGCUUGCUUUCUCGCCGAUUAUGUCCAAGGAGCAGCAGCUUCGCCCAGGUUCCAGGACUCGGCUUGCAGAUGUUGCACGGAUGUGGCAGACGACGCUCUCGGAUCCUCGAUACAUUUCGCAGUUGGAUGUCGAAUGGGGCCUGAUGUCGGGUGUUCUUGAAGAUGUGAAGGCGAAAGAAGGAGAUCUCAGAAUUGGCUUGCUGAACUUUAACUCCUCCGAGGUCGAGUUCUGGCUGCGAACACUUCCGCAUGCAGAGGUCUCUUCUGUGCAUCUCGACUGUGCCGACCCGAGCAUCACCUGGAAGGUUCUGUAUCCCGAGUGGAUCGACGAGGAAGAAGAGUACGAUGUGCCUACUUGUCCAUAUCUUCCUCAGCCCCAAGACAAGAAGGGAUCGAGAUACGAUCUCAUCGCCGCCAAGCUGCCCUGCGACCGGUCGGGGAGCUGGUCGAGGGAUGUCGCGAGGCUGCAUCUGCAGCUCGCAGCAGCCAAGCUUGCGGCAUCUGCUUCUGCAGGGCGGUCGCAGGUUCAUGUGCUACUGGUGACCGAUUGCCUCCCUGUUCCGAACCUCUUCGGUUGCAGAGAUCUCGCCAGGCACCAAGGAAACCUUUGGCUGUACAAGCCCGAGACCGCAGCGCUGCAGGAGAAGCUUCGCCUUCCGAUCGGGUCAUGCGAGCUCGCCAUCCCGUUCGAAGCAAAAGUUCGGAUGUAUACGGAGGUCGGGCGACGAGAAGCGUACGCUACGAUUCUGCACUCAGCAGAGCAGUACGUCUGCGGCGCGAUUGCAGCGGCCAAAAGCAUUCGUUUGGCAGGAUCUGUGAGGGAUCUCAUCAUCCUGGUCGACGGAUCGAUAAGCGAACGUGAGCGGAGCGGCCUCGAGGAUGCAGGGUGGAAGGUGAGAACGAUCCGAAGGAUUCGCAACCCCAAGGCGAAGCGCGACGCCUAUAACGAGUGGAACUACAGCAAGUUCCGCCUCUGGCAGCUCACCGACUACGACAAGAUCAUCUUCAUCGACGCCGACCUGCUCGUCCUCAGGAACAUCGACUUCCUCUUCGCGAUGCCGGAGAUAAGCGCGAUCGGGAACAACGCGACCCUCUUCAACUCGGGCGUAAUGGUGAUCGAGCCCUCCAACUGCACGUUCCAGCUGCUGAUGGAACACAUCGACGAGAUCACGUCGUACAACGGCGGCGACCAGGGGUACCUGAACGAGAUCUUCACCUGGUGGCACCGCACACCCAAGCACACCAACUUCCUGAAGCACUUCUGGGCAGGCGACACGGCGAAGAGGAAGGCGAGGAAGGACAGCCUGUACGGGGCCGACCCGCCGGUGCUCUACGUGGUGCACUACCUGGGGCUGAAGCCAUGGCUGUGCUACCGGGACUACGACUGCAACUGGGACCUGCAGAUGUUCUGGGGGUUCGCGAGCGACGCGGCGCAUGCGACGUGGUGGAAGGUUCACGACGCACUGUCGGAGAACCUUCAGAGGUUUUGCCUGCUGCAGACCAAGACGAAGGCUUUCCUGGAGUACAACCGGAGGCAGGCGGCGAAGGCCAACUUCCCUGACGGACACUGGCGGCGGAACAUCUCCGAUCCAAGACUCCACAUCUGCCAUGAAAGGUUCUGCUCCUGGGAGAGGAUGCUGCUGCACUGGGGCGAGGCGAAUUCGUCCAACGCUAGCUCGUAACUUCGACCAUCCACGCUUUUUCUCGGUAUAAUUAGAUUAAACAUAGACGAAAAGGAUUUCUGCUUACACGUUUGCUUACGAGUUGUAAUAUUUAAUUCAUGUUCUAUUAAUGACAUUUUGAUGUAAAUCUACCUUCCGAUGUCAAACAUAUACACGAAGUACGUUACCGAAGUUUUACA
Molecule: messenger RNA, 2624 nt
Organism: Musa acuminata subsp. malaccensis (wild Malaysian banana)
Lineage: Eukaryota; Viridiplantae; Streptophyta; Magnoliopsida; Zingiberales; Musaceae
Product: putative UDP-glucuronate:xylan alpha-glucuronosyltransferase 3
Biological process (GO): xylan biosynthetic process
Molecular function (GO): glycosyltransferase activity
Source: RefSeq, a predicted model, not a curated record